Messenger RNA from Gloeophyllum trabeum ATCC 11539, 1964 nucleotides. RefSeq lists its product as uncharacterized. The record is from RefSeq and is a predicted model, not a curated record. The coding region runs from base 98 to 1342 and encodes 414 amino acids. The transcript is spliced from 6 exons. NCBI's taxonomy places the organism in Eukaryota, Fungi, Basidiomycota, Agaricomycetes, Gloeophyllales, Gloeophyllaceae.
AUCGACUUUGCCACACCACCGCCCACCCCGGAUUCAUAUUCUAUGCUCCCGUAUCGACGGAGAUUCUCUGGACGCAUAGAACUCACGUUUACGCUUGAUGGAGAGUGACAGACCGACGACUCAAUCUCCGGGCGGUGGCUUGGCAGGAAAGCUGGCCAUAAUUCUUUUCGUGGUCUCGUUACUCUCGUUUGUAACCGAGAGCCAGCUAACCCAGUAUGUGCAAACAAGCGUGGGUUACCGGCAGCCCUUCUUCCUCUUCUAUAUUGUUCAUAGCUCGUUCAUCGUGAUGUUUCCGCUGCAUCUCAUCUACCUGGUUGUGGUGACGAAACGACCCCCAUCGCAUUUCAUUGCUGGUAUCCGUCAAGCCCUGGUGAACCAGCUUGCUCCUACCCCGUCCAGGAUCUUGGAUCCAGUGCACACGGCCCCAUUCCCUACUCGGCGGCUGGUGAAACUAGUGCUCAUGCUGACCAUGGGCAUCACUGCACCGGCCUUGCUCUGGUUCAUCGCGGUGUCUCUUUCUGCGAUAAGCGACGUUACAGCUUUGUGGAACACAAAUGCUUUCUUCGCGUACAUCUUCACUGUGAAGAUCUUCCGUCUUAACUGGGAAUCUCGAAAGCUCGCAGCUGUGACGGCGGCCACGGUCGGCGCCGCUGCGGUAGUAUAUGGAGGGAGCACGUCCGAACCCUCCGACACGUCAGACCCGCAGCCUCAGGAUAACAUCCUUGCGUUAGCGCUGCCUAGCUCUCCGCUCUUAGGAGAUCUCCUCACACUCUUCGCUUCCAUCGGCUACGGCCUAUAUCAAGUUCUCUACAAAAAAUACGUCGCGCUCCCUUCCGAUCCGGAGUUCGAGCUUGUAGACGAAUACGAUAGGCUCCCAAUUGCAUCACAGGACGUAGAAGAUGAUGCCCUAGAGGACACGCCGCUCGGCCCGGCCUCCCAAGACUCCGUCUAUCCACCUCCCUUUGGCUUGUACGCCAACUUCUUUACCUCCGCAAUCGGCUUGUGCACUCUUGCCGUCCUUUGGAUACCGAUACCUAUCCUCCACUAUUUAGACAUGGAGCGCUUCAAGUUACCCGGGAAUCUGUUUACGAUUGGUAUAAUCGCUUGCAUAGCAGCGACAGGCGUCUUGUUUAAUGGAGGUCUUAUGAUCUUACUAGGGAUCUGGGGACCCAUAAUUACAUCAGUGGGGAAUCUAAUGACUAUAGUUCUCGUAUUCAUUUCGGAUAUAAUCUGGGGCGGCGCAGUGCAGACGGUCACCAUUUGGUCCGCCAUAGGGGCCAGCAUAAUUGUAGGGGCGUUCGGCGUGCUGGUCUACGACAUGGGGAAAAGCGCCCGGGAGUAAAUGUGGCAUCCCGCCCUUGGAUGGAGGACUGCAGGUGUCGAGCCUGUAACUGGUGAAAGUCCAUGAUGUUGGUCAUGCUGUAAAGAUCAAGCUGCCUCGGCAACACAUCGGGUCCUCUCGUCCGCCAUUCGAAGCGGAAGUACCGGUAACUCCCGGCCGCCCAGUUGAAGUCGAGAGACAUGUGCACCGCCUUGACGUGGUCCUGUCUCACAUGGGAAUCUGGAGCAGUGACUGUCAUAUCAAACUGUGAUUAUGGUAGAGAAUCCAGGAAUGAAGGGGCGUAUUUUCACAAUGGUGGCUAUAGCACAGACAAGCGAAGCGACUGGGACCAAAUAGAGAGUAGAUAAUGACCCACGAACUGAGAACACACAGAUUGACUUGAGCAGUGGGAUAUGGAUGCCGAAAGUGCGAUGUCAGGAAGUCAAGUCCAUAAAAUAGAAGCGACGCCAUUGAGAAAGGAACUGCGAGAGAAACCAUGCUCCUACAGCGAAGAAGAUGCUGCGCGCUCGGAAUGAUAUGUAGGGUAUGCUGACCAUACCCAAGGAGAUGAGAAGACCCACUGGGUCGUCUGAGUUGGGACUCCUGAGUCUGCUGUAGACCACUUGAGUCACCAACCCCCGCC